AUGUUUAUCAGGACCCCUAAUACUCUUGCCAGGGCCUACCUUUUGGGACUACUCUUCUGUAAUCUCUCAGGGUCCUGGGCCCAGGUGCAGCUGGUGGAGACAGGAGGCAAAUUGACCUAUGAGGGUCAUAACUUGACCUUGACCUGUACCGCCUCAGGGCUCCGCUUUAAGGAGUUUUCCUUUUCCUGGCACUGGAGCCCACCUGGAGGCUCCAAGGAGUUGGUGGCCAGUAUCACUGCUGGGACAGGUAACAGCCAGGAGUACAGGAAGGACAUUCAGGAUAGAGCCUUCAUUUUCAGGAACAACGAGGCCAACACAGUCUCACUCAUUCUACGCCAUCUGCGGAAGGAGGACUCAGGCAUUUACUAUUGUGCAAGACCCACCAUGUUGAGGAUCAGCUGUGAUAAGUGGGACGACUUUGGGCCGGGAACAGAGGUGACUGUGCUUCCACGGGAUAAGAUCCAACUGAAGGAAUUAGGAGGAGGCCCCUACCCAAGCAGCCUGACCCUCAGCCUCAAGUGCCAAACCUCUGGCUUCCAAUUCAGGACAAGUAUAUUAGGCUGGUACCUUUGGGACCCUGGACAUGCCCCAAGAUGGCUGUCCAGCCUUGAUCAUACAUCUGCACAAACCAAUGAAGGCCGCAUUAUCUCCUCCAGGGAAGACAACAGCAGCCAGAUUUUUCUUCAGAUUAAAGGACUGGGCCUUGGGGACUCUGGCCAUUAUCACUGCGCAAGGAGGGUGGGUGACGGAGGUGACACAGACAAGCUGGUCUUUGGUCCUGGCACAGAUGUCACUGUAGAACCUGGACCUCAGACCCCUCUGUCACCCAGCGUGUUCCUGGUGAGAAGUCAGGAUGCUGUGGCCUGCCUGGUCAGUGACUUCUACCCCAAGGAACUCCAUGUAUCCUUGGCCUCUCCCAGGGCCCCAGUCUCAGCCCAGGCCCUCACUGUGACUUCCACAGCCCAUGGCACCUACAGUGCCAUCCAGAUUGGCAGGGUUGCUGAGAAUGACACAGUAACCUGCUCAGUGCAACACCAGGGGAAAGAGAUCCUUGUGUCCUACCAGCCAGAACCCAAGCAGAGAAAUAAGCUACUCCUCAGUGUGAUGAGCCUGAGAUUGCUUUUUAUGAAGAUUGUGGCCAUCAAUAUCCUGUUCACAACUAUAGCUUUGAUCUUCUGA
Messenger RNA from Dromiciops gliroides (monito del monte), 1179 nucleotides. RefSeq lists its product as uncharacterized. The record is from RefSeq and is a predicted model, not a curated record. Gene Ontology annotation, cellular component: immunoglobulin complex, circulating; external side of plasma membrane; blood microparticle. The transcript is spliced from 7 exons. Bases 1 to 1179 code for a protein of 392 amino acids. NCBI's taxonomy places the organism in Eukaryota, Metazoa, Chordata, Mammalia, Microbiotheria, Microbiotheriidae. Gene Ontology annotation, biological process: defense response to bacterium; phagocytosis, engulfment; complement activation, classical pathway. Gene Ontology annotation, molecular function: antigen binding; immunoglobulin receptor binding.